Molecule: messenger RNA, 1933 nt
Organism: Cucumis sativus (cucumber)
Lineage: Eukaryota; Viridiplantae; Streptophyta; Magnoliopsida; Cucurbitales; Cucurbitaceae
Product: BTB/POZ domain-containing protein At5g41330
Exons: 1
Coding region: 346-1776 (476 amino acids)
Biological process (GO): protein homooligomerization
Molecular function (GO): protein binding
Source: RefSeq, a predicted model, not a curated record
CAAGAAUAAUUGAAAUAUUAAAUUAAGAUUCCAUCCAUGAAUAACUUUAGCUAAUAGUUUAAGUAAUUUUUCCUAAGUUCAAAUUGUAGAUCAAUAAUGUAACAGAAUUAAUGAAACUUUGGAGGUAAUUUUCAAAUAUAGCAUAAGAAUGUAUGAUAUUCUUCUUAUUUAAGUAUUUUUUUGUUAAAAAGAUUAGACACUAAUUAAUAGAGUUGUAUUUGCAUGAAAAUAAACAUAUAGAAUCCAUAAUUAUAAAUUUAAUAAUGAAGGCAAGCAGUCAAGCUUGUUCCCGUCCUUGUCUUCAUCAAUAUUUUGUUCCUCUAACUUUCCCGAUCGAUUUCAUCGAUGAAGUCUCCCCCAAUUUCAGCUUCGAUUUCUUCUUCUCCGAUUCUACCGCAGCUGUUAAACCCUGAAUCUAACAUUGUCACCGUUAAUGUUGGUGGCCACCUCUUUCAAACCACCAAGCAAACCCUAGCCAUAGCCGGUUCCAGUUCUCUGUUAUCAACCAUCUCCGAUUCAUCGCAAUCCCUCGUACCCUUUAUCGAUCGAGAUCCCGAUCUCUUUUCCCUCAUUCUUUCGCUUCUUAGAACCGGUUAUCUUCCUUCCAAAGCCAAAGCCUUUGAUCUCCAAGACCUUAUUUCAGAGUCCCAGUUCUAUGGAGUUGAAUCCCUUUUAAUCAAUUCUCUUUCUAAUCCUUCUCAAUUCGAAGCUUUUAAUCUCGAGAAAUCUCUGAUUCUCCCUCUCAAUGGUCGAGAUUCUCCGUCGACAAUCGCGUCAACGCCGUUUGGAUCACUCCAUGUCGCUCACGGCGGCAAGAUCACCUCUUUUGAUUGGUCGCUUCAGAGAAAGACGACGAUUCUAACGCAAUUCUCCGUCAUUGAUUCUCUUUUAGCGUUGUCGCCAUCACUGGCCGCUGCCGGCGCUACCGACUUCUCUGGUUUGCAAAUCCUCAAUCUUCAAACAGGCCAAGUGAAAUCAAUUCUUAAUUGGGAGAAUGUGACUCGGUCCAGUUCUACCGUGCAAGCCAUCGGAGCUUCUUCUGAGCUUCUCUUCACCAGCUUCGAAUCAGGCAGAAGAAACUCAAAUUCCAUAAUGAUAUACGAUUUACAAACCUUCAAUCCAGUUACUGAAAUCGCUCACAACGAGAUCUACGGUGCGGAGAUUGAUUCAGCAAUCCCAGCCACAAUGUUGAAAUGGGUUGCAGGUUAUAAUCUGUUAAUGGCUUCUGGGUCUCACAGUGGACCUUCUGGAGUACAGGGUAACAUUAAAUUCUGGGACAUUAGGAGUGGGAACAUAGCUUGGGAGGUGAAGGAGAAGGUGGAUUGUUUCUCAGACAUGACUGUAUGUGAGAAUCUAUCUGCCAUUUUCAAGAUUGGUGUGAGCUCUGGUGAAGUUUAUAGUGCAGAUUUGAGAAAACUUGGAGAUGAGAAUCCAUGGAUUUGUCUUGGGGAUAGGAUGAAGGUGAUGAAUGGGAAGAAAGUUGGGGUUGGAGGGAAGAUUGAGAGUUACGGAAAUCAAGUGUUUUGCAGCAGAGAAGGAGGGAGUAUAGAGUUAUGGUCUGAAGUAACAGUUGGGAAUGGAGGAAAUAAGGAAGGAGGAUUAGGGUUAGAGGAGAGAGUUUUUAGGAAGAAUUUGAUGGGGAGAAUGAAGGAUUUGGGAGGUGGGAAAGUAAUGAAAUUAGGAUUUGGUGGGAAUAAGAUGUUUGUGAUAAGAAAAGAUGAACAAUGUGUGGAGGUUUGGAAGAGUUCAGGUAAGGGAUUUUGGGAUGCUUUGUAAAUGAUAAUGAUUUGAUCGUAUAAUUUAUCAAAAAUCCAAAAUGGGUUUGUAGUAAUGUAGAUUAGUUGUUGUAACGAUUGAGAAAUUCAUUUUGUAGUAUUGAUGAACUUAUAAAAGCAUUUUGAUAUCAUUGUAACUUGUGUUGGAGUGUUGAUGA